AUGCAGGCCCAGUCACCCUAUCCACCGGUAGAUAUACCAAAUGUGGAUCUAUGGUCUUUGUUGUUUGAAAAAAAGAAAAGGCUUUUCGCUGACGAUAAAGGUUAUGAUAUUCCAAGAUGCCGACACUCUCCGCUCCUACACUUAUUCCCUUUCCAAGUCAAAAGCAUUGCCCUUGAUUUCGGGAAAGGCCUGAAAGCUACUUGGAAUUGGCAAAAGGGUGACGUCUUGGCCCUUCUUUCCCCAAACGACAUUGACAUCCCCCCGGUGAUUUGGGGAACUCAUUGGCCCGGUGGAGCCGUCACCCUCGUAAACCUAACAUAUACCGCGGAGGAAUUGUCUCUCCAGCUUAAGGGGACAAAAGCCAGAGUGCUUGUUACCCAAAUAUUUCCCGCGCAACGAGGUAUCGCAAAACGCGCGUCGAUCCAGCGAAGGAUCUGGCGUUUUUCCUUCAGCUCGGGAACGACAGGCAUACCGAAAGGGGUUAUGCUCUCGCACAGAAAUAUUGUUUCAAAUAUUAUACAGAUUACUGCGGGAGAAGAACACCAUUUAAGUUGCGCUGGCGGAAAGGAUAGGAAUGGCGACAAAGUAUUGGCGUUUUUGCCAUUCUUCCACAUAUAUGGCCUUAGCUGCCUCGUCCAUAAAUCCAUGUACACCGGUAUCCAGCUGGUUGUCAUGUCUAAAUCCGAUAUCAAAAAAUGGUGUGCCCACGUCCAAAACUUUGGCAUUACCUUCUCCUAUAUUGUUCCUCCUGUUGCAGUCCUCCUUUCCAAACACUCUAUAGUUGAAGAGUAUGACCUGCCUUCCUUGCGCUUGAUGAAUUCCGGAGCCACGCCGCUCAGUCGCGAGCUCGUCAACGCUGUGUAUGCCCGCAUUAAGACUGGCGUCAAACAGGGCUACGGCCUCAGCGAAACAAGCCCGACAACACAUACGCAAGCGUGGGGGGAUUGGAAUAAAUUCAUUGGUUCCGAAAUCAAGUAUAUGACCUCCCCCGACGACGGAAGUGAACCUGUUGAACUCCACGUCGGCCGAACUGGGGAGAUCUAUGUGCGCGGCCCCAACGUAUUCCUUGGUUACCUCAAUAACCCAGAGGCAACUGCAGCAUGUCUUUCUCAGGAUGGCUGGUUCCGCACUGGCGAUGUCGGGCAUCAGGAUGAGCAUGGAAACCUGUACAUCACUGAUCGCGUCAAGGAGCGUAUUAAGUACAAGGGUUUCCAGGUGGCACCCGCUGAGCUUGAGGGUGUCCUAGUCGAGAACGAGUUGAUUGCUAACGUUGCUGUCAUAGGUGUUGAGAGCGAGGUACAUGGCUCUGAGGUACCCCGCGCCUUCGUUGUGUUAAGCGGUAAGAAGGUAGAGGACGGGACUGCCGCAGACGCAGAGCAGAUUGUGCAGUGGCUUGCCGGGAAGGUUGCGCCACACAAACGGCUUCGAGGAGGGGUGAGGUUCGUUCAUGAAAUCCCGAAGAGUGCCAGUGGGAAGAUUCUGAGACGGGUGUUGAAGGAUCGGGCGCGGAAGGAGGAUACUGUUGAACGGCUUAAAGCGAAGCUGUAG
This is a messenger RNA of Paracoccidioides lutzii Pb01, 1548 nucleotides long. RefSeq names its product 4-coumarate-CoA ligase. The record is from RefSeq and is a predicted model, not a curated record. Gene Ontology annotation, molecular function: CoA-ligase activity. The transcript is spliced from 5 exons. The coding region runs from base 1 to 1548 and encodes 515 amino acids. Gene Ontology annotation, biological process: secondary metabolic process.